AUGACAACAAAAUUAGGUGGUGAAUAUUUAGGUGAAAAAUUACUAAAUUGUCAAUCAACAAUAGAUACUUGUGAAUUAAAUAAUAAAACAAUUGGCUUAUAUUUUUCAGCACACUGGUGUGGUCCAUGUCGACAAUUUACACCAAAAUUAGCUGAAGUAUAUAAGAAUGUGAAAUCGACAAAUCCUGACAUUCCAUUUGAUAUUAUAUUUAUUUCCGGUGAUCAUGAUCAGAAUGCAUUUAAUGAUUAUUACAAGGAUAUGCCAUGGAAAGCAUUACCAUUCGAAGAACAUGAACGGGCUGAUAAAUUGAAUGAAUUAUAUGAAAUUCAAGGUAUUCCAGCGUUGGUUAUCCUGAAGCCAGAUGGCGAAAUAUUAACAACGGAUGGCGAUGAUGAAAUUGUUACCGAUGGUCUCAUAGCCAUUAAUAAAUGGCUAGAAGGUAAAACAUUGUUAUGGGAAGCUGAUAUUAAAGAUUAUCCGAAAAAUACAUAUGUUUGGUCUUACAUUAAAUGUAACCAGUGCUAUGUGAAAUCAAUUGUUGGAAAUCGAUAUGGUUGUCCCAAACGUGAAUGUAAUUAUGAGUUAUGUGAAAAAUGUUAUCAAAACCAAACAGUAAAACAUGAACAUAAUCUAAUGGAAUAUUUAAUUCCUAAACAACAAUGUACAUUUGAAGAUUUGUUCGGAAAAAACUGUAUGUUACUUGAUCAAGAUAAACAAGUUAAAUUAGAUGAAACAAAUCAAAAAUAUAUUGCCUUGUAUUUUUCUGCUCAUUGGUGCCCACCUUGUCGUGAUUUUACACCCCUUUUAGCGGAGUUGUAUCUCAAAGCUGUCAAUGAGAAAAAAUUGCCGUUUGAUAUUAUAUUUGUUUCAAGUGAUCGUGAUCAGCAAUCAUUUGAUGAUUAUUAUAAAGAAAUGCCAUGGAAAGCUAUACCCUACAACAAUGAUCAAGUUAAAAUUCAGCUCAAAUCUUAUUUUGUCAUUCACGGUAUUCCGUCAUUAGUCGUUUUAAAACCUAAUGGUCAAGUUUUAACAACACAAGGUCGAAAAGACAUAGACAAAAAACAAUUAGAAGCCAUUGAAACAUGGUGUGAAGGUAAAAAGGUAGAAUAUCCAAAAUUAUCUAAAGAUGAAUUUGUAUGGCCAUCAGUUACAUGUGACGGAUGUCAAAUGUCACCAUUGGUUGGUGAACGCUAUUAUUGUAAAACAUGUGGUAAUUAUGAUUUAUGUGCCGGAUGUCAACAGAAAGGGCAUGAACAUGAAUUAAUGCCAGUACCACAACCAAAUGAUGAUGAUGAUGAAGAUUAG
Messenger RNA from Didymodactylos carnosus, 1305 nucleotides. NCBI's taxonomy places the organism in Eukaryota, Metazoa, Rotifera, Eurotatoria, Philodinida, Philodinidae. The record is from the annotation of a GenBank genome assembly.